CGUCGGUGUUCGUAAAAUGGCGGACGGUGACAUUGAUUUGUAUGCCGAUGAUCUUGAGCAAGAUUUUGCGCAGGACGAGUUUGCUGGAGAUGGAGUAGAUCUAUACGAUGAUGUAAUUGCGGCUCCUCCUGGUGGAAAUGGUGGUGUGUCUGGUAGUAAUAGUGGUGCUGGAGAUGCUGAUGCAACUUCACCGAAUGAAGAAUCAAAUGGUACUGCUCCAUAUCAUCAACUUGGAAAUAAUAUUCAACCAAAUCAAAUAGGAAGGCGCCAUCAGUUGUAUGUUGGCAAUUUAACUUGGUGGACAAGUGACCAGGAUAUAACAGAUGUCGUCCAGAGCAUAGGUGUAUCCGAUUUUGUUGAAGUGAAGUUUUUUGAAAAUCGUGCAAACGGGCAGUCGAAGGGCUUCUGUGUCAUAUCUUUGGGAUCCGAACAAAGUAUGAGAAUAUGCAUGGAAAGGCUUCCAAAAAAGGAACUUCAUGGUCAGAAUCCAGUUGUGACUUUCCCAACCAAACAGGCAUUAAAUCAA
Cephus cinctus (wheat stem sawfly) is the source of this 526-nucleotide messenger RNA. RefSeq names its product cleavage and polyadenylation specificity factor subunit CG7185. Gene Ontology annotation, cellular component: mRNA cleavage and polyadenylation specificity factor complex. Gene Ontology annotation, biological process: mRNA alternative polyadenylation. The record is from RefSeq and is a predicted model, not a curated record. Gene Ontology annotation, molecular function: mRNA binding. NCBI's taxonomy places the organism in Eukaryota, Metazoa, Arthropoda, Insecta, Hymenoptera, Cephidae.